ACGUGACCAGAGGGUCACCUUUACUUCCUGUUUAUGUCUAGCAGCUGAUAAGAUGUUUCGUUGUAUUAGUUUCAGUUCGUAAUGGCGGUCAUUCGGGUGUUUUUGUUGCUGCUGUGGUUCGGUUCGGAUGUGGUCCGGACCGCACCGGCUGGAAGAAGUUACCUGGCGGGAACAGGCAGGUUCUGGCACAUCACAGACCUCCACCUGGAUCCCACAUACCAGCUGUCUCCAGACCCCACCAAGGUCUGCUUCUCCUCCAAAGGGGUUCCUGCCGCCCACGCCGGGGUCUACGGUGACUUCCUGUGUGACUCCCCUUACAGCCUGAUCCAGUCAGCCUUCGCUCACAUGGCACCGCUCACACAGCCCCAGGACUUCAUCAUUUGGACCGGUGACAGUCCGCCUCACGUCCCUCCCGAUGAGCUCUCCACAGACAUGGUGAUCCAGGUGAUCAGGAACAUGACUCACACCAUCAGAGAGCACUUUCCAAACCUCACCGUCUACCCUGCGUUAGGAAACCACGACUACUGGCCACAGGACCAGAUGCCAGCCUCCACCAAUGCCAUCUAUAAAGCUGCUGCAGAGCUCUGGAAGCCCUGGUUGCAAAGUGAAGCUCUGCUCACACUUUCAGAAGGUGGUUUCUACUCCCAGCUGGUAAAACCUGGUUUACGGCUGGUUAGUCUGAACACAAUCCUUUACUACGGUCCUGACGAAGUCACCAGGGACAUGUCGGAUCCAGCUGGACAGUUUGAGUGGCUGCAGAAAACUCUGGAGUCGGCUGCUCAGAACCAGGAGAAGGUUUACAUCAUUGCUCACGUUCCGGUGGGUUACCUGCCUUUUGUCAAAAACACCGCCGCCAUUCAGAAACGCCACAACGAGAGGCUGGUCAGCAUCUUCAGGAAAUACGCUCCGGUUAUCGCCGGACAUUUCUACGGCCACACCCACCGGGACAGCAUCAUGGUGCUGCUGGACCAACGAGGUGAACCGGUGAAUUCCCUCUUCGUGUCGCCGGCGGUCACUCCCAUUAAAAAUGCUUUGGAGUUGUACUCCAACAACCCGGGCUUCCGCAUGUACCUGUACAACAGUCAGGACUACUCCAUGCAGGAUAUCUGGCAGUACUAUUUGAAUCUGACGGAAGCCAACCAGAAACAAAAGUCCGACUGGAGGCUUGAAUAUAUCAUGACUGAAGCGUUCGGACUGACUGACCUGCAGCCACAAAGCCUCCUUCAGCUGGGCCUGAGCUUUCUGGAGCCACAAACCAAAGCCUUCGACACCUACUUCAGCCACUUCAUGGUCAGCUACGACAGACGCAUCGUCUGUGAUGGGGACUGUAAGGUCAAGCAGGUGUGUGCCGUGCUCUACCUGGACCAGCAGACCUACUCCAAAUGUGCUGGAACCUCAGAUUAGCACGGAAUGGUUUGUAUUGGUUAUAAAAAAGCUGCAGGUCAAACUUCAUCUUUCAGGGUUUCCAAACGUGGAUUUUCAUCAAUUUGGAGAUUCUGAUGAAAGAUUAUUUAACUUUUGUCUGCUUGAUUUGCAGAAUUCUGUUCAUUCUGGAUCUUUUAAGGGAUCAAAUAUAAGAAAAGGGAAUCUGAGGUUUAAAAAAAUGAAUUACUUUAGUGUGAAUAUUUCAGUUUUUGCUGCUAAAAUGCUUCUAAAGAGGGCAGAGAAUGAUCAAAACUCAAGUUUUACAACUAAAACAAUGGAUAGAAUGGAUAGAAAAAGAAGAAUUUAUUCAAAUUAAUCAUAAAAAACUAUCAUAAAUACAAUACAAUAAAAAAAUGCAGUAGUACACAGGAUAAAGUCAUAGAAAUUACAAAAGGCAGAAAAAAAGUACAAUAAGAAAUAAAUAAAAUGACUAAACAGGUCUUUAAGAAGCUCAUGAUGUUUAAAAAUGACAAAAUUCGUUUUUACAGGUAUUAAUAUGGUUGCUCUGACCCUAUUUGACCUUCAUAUUUUUGAUAUGGACCAAUUUAUAAUCAAACUUAUCAAAAAAAUGCAAAGAAAUACAAAAAGGGAUCAUUUUUCUACAACUAAAACCAUCUUUUUUUGUGCCGUUGGUUUGCUAAACAUGUUCUUUCAAAAUAAAACCAAAAACGUUCUUGUAGUUCUUGAAGACUCUUUUGAACUUUCACAUUUAGACUAUGGUCACGUAUCCUAAAAAGCCACCGUGCGGCGGUCUAAAUGCAAGUUUUUCGGUAAAUUCGCAAGUUAGCAUUAAAGUUUAAGAUUUUAUGGCAACCGGACAUUUUUUUUAAAUAGAUUUAGUGACCACCUGGGCACAUUUGGAGGUCGCUCAAUGGUGGUCCAGUGUUUGCACUCGAUGAGGGCUGUUGACAUGGCAACAGGUAAUGACCAGACAUCAUCCCCAACGCCUGACGGCUGCCUGACUGCCACCCUCUACUUUCAAGACCAACGAUAUAAAAAAAAAAUUGGGCAGUUGUAUGAAAUCUUGAAGAUUCCGCCGAUUCAAUUCAAUAACUUUAUUGACAAAAUUGAGUGCAGUGCAGUCCUCUUCCGGUGCAAAAAAAGGAAAUUAUAAGAAAAGUAAAAUAAAACAAAACCAGAAAGACAAAAUCAAACACACACAUUCAUACAUUCAGCCACUGCAUGGCUCCAAUGUAGAGUUUAGAAAAAUCGCAUUAUAAGACACUCAAUUUCUAGCAGCAUUUAAAACUGUGAUUAAUAAAUAAAAAAAAAAAAAAACACUUUUUUAUCUAUUUCUCAUUGAUUUAGUUGCUCUGAUGUUGUAUUUGUGAAGUGCCGCUAAACAGGUUUUUCAAAAUAAAAGCAAAACUAUCUUGUAGUUGUUGCUGACGUUUUUGUUGUUUUUGUUAAACUUUAUUUACUUGACUGUCGUGUAAACCAAAGAGAAAUCCAGCUGCUAAAACAUCCACUCUAUGACUACUGCAAAUUCAUCAGAGACGAUGUGAUUUCCUGUUUGAAAUUUUGGACCAAAGAGGAAAUUUAAAUGGAUUCUGUUUAGUUAUCCAUCUGAUUUCUUUUUGUAAGAAAUAAACAAC
Molecule: messenger RNA, 3020 nt
Organism: Oryzias melastigma (Indian medaka)
Lineage: Eukaryota; Metazoa; Chordata; Actinopteri; Beloniformes; Adrianichthyidae
Gene: smpdl3a
Product: sphingomyelin phosphodiesterase acid like 3A
Exons: 8
Coding region: 82-1404 (440 amino acids)
Biological process (GO): sphingomyelin catabolic process
Molecular function (GO): sphingomyelin phosphodiesterase activity
Source: RefSeq, a predicted model, not a curated record